Messenger RNA from Carica papaya (papaya), 1816 nucleotides. Lineage: Eukaryota; Viridiplantae; Streptophyta; Magnoliopsida; Brassicales; Caricaceae. The record is from RefSeq and is a predicted model, not a curated record.
AUCUCAUUAACAAUAAAAUAGGGAGGAAAAACUUCAAUUGAUGUGUUAUUUGAAUGACAAAAAUUUUGAUUAAUUUUUGGAGACAGUGAAAGAGGAAGAGAGAGCUUUAAACCUGCCGUGAGUAAUUAACUGCAAACAGCCCAUCACAACCCACCACCUCAUUCCAUCCAGAAAAAGAAACCCUACCCUACUUUCUCAUGGAGCGAAAUAGUCGUUUCGUUUCACAAUCAUCGCAAGAGAAGCUUGCUUCAUUAAGUUCUUCCGGUUCUCGAUCAUCACAGUUUCGCCAUCUCUUUUACAUUGAAAUUGAAAAUAAUCCAGAGGGAAAAAGCAGAGGGUAUAGAGAUUUGAGUAGAAGGCUUCGACGGCAGAGAAGCAGAUGGAGCAAUCAAGCUUUAGUAAUCUCCAUCUCAGCCGAAGCUGUUGUCAGUCAAAGAGUCAAACUUCCGCUCCAAGCAAAAAAUCGACUCUUGAAAUACUGGUUUCCUAAAAUCUUCCUAUCAGUAACGGCUAGUUUUCUGCCAUUCGGACAGUUCCGUUUAACCUCCGAUGAUCUCUGUUCUUUCUGCAUUAUUUCUUUCACAAGCGGUAGCAGAGAAAGAAACCUUAUAACCUCUUUCAGCCUUCUUUUCCGAGGAACAGAGAAGUGAGAAGCCCUAUUCUUUUCUUCUUUCUCCAAUCUCUUACCACCAUCUUCUCCAACAUUCUACCGCGAGAAACAGAGGAACCCAGUUACUUGUUUCUUCAUUCUCCCACAAGAAACCCGUUUCUUUAUUCUAAUAUCUUCUCCUUAGUUUCAACAACAAUCUUCAAUAUUCCAUCAUGCUUCUGGUCCGGGAGGUUUGGGCUCACAAUUUGGAAAGAGAAUUCAACCGGUUGGCCAUGCAACUCACUGAAUAUCCGAUCGUCUCUAUAGAUGUCGAGUUUCCAGGUUGUCUCCGGCCCACGCCCAGAUUUGCUUCUGAAUUAGAUCGUUACUGUGACAUGAAAUACAACAUUGACAGCACCAAGAUGCUUCAAUUGGGUCUCAAUCUCUCGGAUGAAAUGGGCAAAAUCGGAGGUACUUGGGAGUUCAAUUUCUCUAAUUUUGAUGAAGCCAAAGAUGCCUGUGAUACCAGGUCUAUCGAAUUCUUGAAGGGAAAUGGUUUAAAUUUUGAAAGAAUGAGAGCAGAUGGAAUCGAUCUCUAUGAGUUUACAGCAGGAUUUAUUCGUAUCUUCAGCCGGCAAAGGAAUUUGAAGUGGGUGAGUUUUCACGGCUUAUAUGAUUUUGGGUAUCUUUUGAAGUUGGCAACAAGAAGGUUCUUGCCCAAUUCCCUGCUCGGAUUUGCUCACAUGAUGGGAAAGGUCUUUGGUAAAGUUUUUGACUUGAAAAUUAUGACCAAAGAUUGCAAGCAGCUACUCAGUGGUGAGCUUGGACUAGAGAAGCUGGGAGAAUUGCUAGAAGUGGGAAGAACAGGCUUGGCUCAUCAUGCAGGCUCAGAUAGUUUGUUAACAGCAAACUGCUUUGCAAGAAUUAAGAACAAGUUUCAUAUCAAAGAUCAAUUAUACAGUGGAUGUCUCUACGGGAUCAAUAUUCGAAUCAUAAGGCCAAGACCCACACUGCAUGUUUUUGUUCCUCCAUGUUUCAACGAUUACAAUUCUACUCUGAAAUUCUGUAGACUACCUGUCUACCCCCCACCUCCUCAUCCGGUCUACCACAUAUAGUUUUUUUGUUGGGAAGGAAUCUUACUAGCUGUAACUAGGUGAAAUAGAAGAAAAAAUGGAUUAGCUUGUAAAUUUUGUGGGUAAUAUAGUCCUGACUGGAUCAAAUUUUUGC